Sitophilus oryzae (rice weevil) is the source of this 741-nucleotide messenger RNA. RefSeq lists its product as uncharacterized. Lineage: Eukaryota; Metazoa; Arthropoda; Insecta; Coleoptera; Curculionidae. The transcript is spliced from 3 exons. The record is from RefSeq and is a predicted model, not a curated record. The coding region runs from base 1 to 741 and encodes 246 amino acids.
AUGGAGCUCGAGCAUAAAAUUUACCAUGGAAACCGAAGUAAACAACCAACUGGACUUCCUCGAUGUGCUUGUCAAGAAAAAUGGCGAAAUUUGGAUCACACGGUGUAUCGAAAACCCACUCAUACAGACCGGUACUUGCACAAGCUGUCAAAUCACCAUCCAAGCCAAAAACAGGGGAUUAUCGGAAUAUUAGCAAAUAGGGCAAGACGCAUUUGUGCUAAGGAACACAUCCAAGAGGAACUAAGCCAUUUAAAUAAAGCCUGUCUUGCCAAUGGUUAUAAUGACAGAGAACUAAAGGCGGCGCUGGCACCUAGGCAGAGGAGACCUGAUGUCAAUGAACAGGAAAACACCGUUAAUAAGACCUUCGUUCCAUAUGUUUCCCAGGUCAGCAUAGGAUUGGACUGCUUAAGACCAGCCAAAGAUAAAAGGGAACCAUUAUCCUCUGCAGGGAUCUACCGUAUACCUUGUUUUUGCGGUAGCGUAUAUAUUGGAACUACCAAACGCUCAGUAGGAAUGAGACUUACAGAACACAAGAGAUGCUGCAGAUUAGGGCAAACAGAAAAGUCGGCCGUAGCAGAACAUGCUUUAAGAGAUGGUGACCACAAUAUCCAAUUCGAAGACACCCAAGUCAUUGCCACAACAUCUGGAUCUCAUCCUCGUCUGGUCAGGGAAGCUGUUGAAAUUCACAAACCUCCAAAUAACUUCAACAGGAAGGAAACUUUCUUCCUUAACAGAAUUUAG